GAAUUACCUUCAAACAUUACAUUAUACAUAAGUCAUUAUCUUUUAAAUAAUUGUUGUGGAUGUAUUAGCACUUAUUUGUGAUAUGUUAGACAUUGGUUGCAAGCAUUUGGGGAAGAUAGUUUUUGUAAAUCACGGUAUAUUUGUUUAAUCCAGCAGCAUUUUCCCUUAAUAGUUUUAAUUUUAUAGUUUCAGUCUCUCAGUGGGAGUUUUGUAAAUGUGUUUAAACUAGGGCUGUCAAAAUUAACGCGUUAAUAACGCGUUAACGCAAAUUCAUUUUAACGCCACUAAUUUUAUUAACGGAGAUUAACGCAACGCGCAAUUUCUGUUUGACCCUUGGUCCAGCCCAUAGUUGAAUGAACAGAGACGCAGACAAAUGUGACUCUCUCUAAAUGAGUAAAAGGUUUUCAUAGAAAUAAGAACAUUAAGCAAAUUGUCUACCAAAUCCAAUGCUCUAAAUGCUCGUUGGACAUCUGAUAUGAUCUUUAUUUAUACGUCUGAGAGGUGUAACGUUACCGUCCUCCUAAUGCUUAAUCUAAUACAAAAAUGCGUCUCAAUUCAUUUUGGUUUCGCUUUUAUGCAUGACUUAGAAAAUAGACUGCAGGACUUGCUUGAUGUUAAAAGAGUCAUUAAGAGAGAUAAAGUUCGGUACCUGAUUAAUGUUAAAGAGUUAUUAAGAGCGACAAGACUCAAAAGCGAUCCCCUCACGCUGACUGACUGAUAUCUGAAGCGCGUGCACACAGACGCGCGAGUGCGCGACCCGGAUAUAUAGACAUCUACACAAAAUUACAGUUUUACAAAUAUCUGUUUUGAUAAGAAUUCACGCAGUAACAAUGCUCUUCAAAGUUUUAUAUGAAGGAAAGAAGAAAUAGAUUAAAGUGGAUGGGGCAGAUUACACCAGUGUAAUGACUGAAGCCAAGAGGAAAUUUUCAAUCAGUGACAAAGAUCUGAUACUACAAGAUGAUACUGGCGUGGAGGUGGAUGAGGAUGUAUUCACUGACCUGCUGGAGGAGAGAUCAAAUAAUAUACUAUGGAAAGUUGUUGACAAGGAUUCAGAAUGCCAAGUCCUUGAUUCGUCCUCACAAACUGACACACUUUCACUGUCAUCUGAGACUGACGACAGCGCCGGACCAAGCUCCAAGAGACCUCGUUUUGAUGAGGCUUUUGAGGCAAAACAGUUUAUUAGAGGCAUUUUAGAAGAAAAUGCAGGAGGACCUGCCAUUUUGGCUCAAUAUUCAGAACAAGGAAAAUUCACAGACUCAACUCGACGGCACUUAGUCAACGUUGUGGUUGCACACAUUACAGGCAAAGAAGGACGUGUCCCAUCCAAAGAAACAAAAACCCGCUGUGCUUUAGGAAUUGUAACACUGUUCCCAUCACUAAAGGAUCCAUACUCAAGAACUGGAUAUAUACUUCAAGAUUUUGAUAUCAAAUUUGGAACAGAAACUGCUUCCAGACUUCUUGAACAAUGGGAUAGUCUAAAGCCCAAGAUUAUAGCUGAAGCAAAAACGCUUACUUCGACCUUGCAUCUGAACAGCCUGAUUUCAGCUGCGAAGGACAAGAUGAUUCCGAAUGCCAAGGAUGGGACAAUGACAUGUCCUCUGUUUUACUCCUGGCCUACCUUUUGCCACCUUCUGCUGGUGGUAGGAACAAAUCCACAAAGAUAAGCACCAGAGAGGCAAUGGACCAUAUUUCGCAGUUCCACAAAGUUGGCAUGGACAGGCUUGUGAACUGUUAUGGAUCAUAUGUUGUGUUAUGUGUGUUCUGAUUUUUUUCUCUCAUUUCAGUCUUGCCGCAGUCUAACUGAACACAUUAAGAAGGCUGAAGGCCUCCAACCAAAUCUCCUUGCAGUUGGCUCAGCAAAGAAUAUCAUCCAUGAUUGCUACAUCGUUCUGGAUGGAAAACUUCUUCCAUGUCAGGCAAAGUCUUCCCUUUCUGCUUUUGAUGAACUUUUUAAAGCCUACUUUGUCUUUGGUGUGUCAUAUCCCCACACUGUUAACGAUUUCUGUAAAUUACACUGUAUUUUACUGUAAUAUGAACUGUAUUUUACCGUAGGGCAUGUUAUACAGUAUGUUGCUGUAUUUUGAUGUUGCAUUGUGGGAAAUGUAAUCUUUGUGCCAGUAAAAUACUGUAUUUUCUAUUUACUGUAAAAUUUACAGUUAAUUAAAAAUACUGUAUUUUAAUAGCAGGUGGUGCUAAUUUGUUUUUUGGGGAUUAACUCUCUGAUUAAGCUAUCUUAUACAAAUAAUGUAAUAUUAUUGUAUUUAUAUAUUGAUUUAAAAUGUAAAGUAAAAUUCAGAAGACUUAAACAAAGUCCUAAAAACAAUCAAACAACUAAAUUAGUGCAAGUAGAGCUGAUUUAUUUAUCAAAACACAAUAUAAUCAUCUUCAUUAAAGUAUUUUGUAUAUUCGAAUUAAUUUAUAAAUGUAAGUGUUUAAAAAUUAGAGAUAGGUUUUGCCGGUUGUUGAUGAGUGAUGAAUACCAGCUGUGAAUUUUCUCAACGCGUGUAAGCAGCCAUGACACAGGAAACCGAAAUAGUGUUCCAAUAUAAAGUGAGGGUCCUUGACAGUGGCCGAACCCGCAUACUACACGAUAUAAUGAUUCCCCACCUCGGGAGCUAUAGGGAACGAAUUGAGACACAGCCCUGGAUGUAAUCACGUCUGUGCUGAUCACGUGCCUGUACACAAACCCGCCGCAGCUCACUUGCAAAAGAUUAUCCGGUUAUUUAUUACACGUAUAGUAAACGUUUUUAAUGUUAUCAUGAAUCAAUGUUAUAGUUUUGUAUGUCACAUUAUUUUUUGAGAAGAGUCAUGACUCAACGCGGACCUUACACGCUGUUAAUUUGUGUGUGCAUAUGGCGGUACAGGCUCUUUUGCACUCUAUGACCAGCCAUCAUUAAAUCGAAAUACAGUAAAAAAAAAUGAGCGCGAAACCCUGACACUUUACAGAAAGGCACGGAUAUCCCCGCCCGAAGAAAAAAAAGAGCACAGGACAAUGGUUGCAAGUUAAACAGCUGGUAAGUAAAAUGAGUAAUCCUGUGAUUUCUUAAAAUAUUUAAUUUUUUAUUUGGUUAAAUAAUUUGAAACAACACGCAGUUAACGGUAAUUUACCUCACACGUUAGGACUGUUGUGACUAGAUAGGGAAAGCGCUUUGUGGUGAAAACUCUUUUUAAGACUCAACAACACUUUCGGUGCACGUUAUCAUAUAUAUUUAUUUUCCUUUUUAGAACAUUUCACCAUCUGCAAAGGUAAGUAAUCUUGUGAUUUCUUACCAUAUUUAAUAUUUUUGGUUUAGUUCAUUAAUUUGAAACACUUUUUUUAAACACUUAACAACACGCAGUUGACGGUAAUUUACCUCACACGACUGUUGUGAACAAGAUAGUUAGAGAGCUUUGAGGUAGAAACUCGUUUAAGACUGAACAAAACGCAACUUUCUGUGCAAGUAAUCAUAUUUAAUUAUUUUCUUCCCCUUUUUAGAACAUUUCACCAUCGACAUAUCAAAAUAAACGGUCCUCUUUUUCGAGUUUGACUGCGUUUGGUACAGGUCACAACAACAACGGCAGAUGUAGAGACCACACUUUCCCUUGCUUCCACUCCACGGCUGAUCAUGCUUGGUCACAACAACAACGGCAGAUGUAGAGACCACGCUUUCCCUUGCUUCCAUUCCACGGCUGAUCAUGCUUGAGGAUCCAGAUCUACAAAACAAAAAAUGGAUGCUGCCGAUUGAAGGCUAAGCCUGCGAUUGACCUACCAUUUCUUCAGCAUUUGCUGUUCACUUUGGUUGCUACUACGUGCUCAACAUCGAGUACCAAGUGGAAGCAGCCACUACUUUGGAGUUUAUUCAGAGAUUUAUUGUGAGGAUCAGCCCCGACAACAGCAAGUGCUCCUCUAACUUCCAGG
Misgurnus anguillicaudatus (oriental weatherfish) is the source of this 3898-nucleotide messenger RNA. The record is from RefSeq and is a predicted model, not a curated record. Lineage: Eukaryota; Metazoa; Chordata; Actinopteri; Cypriniformes; Cobitidae.